Molecule: messenger RNA, 485 nt
Organism: Scutellospora calospora
Lineage: Eukaryota; Fungi; Glomeromycota; Glomeromycetes; Diversisporales; Gigasporaceae
Source: the annotation of a GenBank genome assembly
UACUUAGUAGUAAACUUUAUUCAUUUGACUUAAUCAAUUUAGAAAAACUUAAUAUUCUUGUUGUUGGCUCUGGCGGUCGUGAACAUGCUAUUACCUGGAAACUAUCCCAGUCACCUAAAGUUGAACAUAUAUUUGUAUCCCCAGGUAAUGGAGGUACUGCAAGUGGGUUAGAUAAAGUAUCUAACAUUAAUAUCGCGGUUAACGACUUUGUUAAUUUAACAAAGUUUGCGAUAUUAAAUAAUAUUAAUUUGGUCAUACCUGGACCAGAGCAACCUCUUGUAGAAGGAAUUGAAUUAGCUUUUAGAAAAAUUGGAAUUCGAUGUUUUGGUCCAUCACUAAAAGCUGCUACCAUGGAAGGUUCCAAAACGUUUGCAAAAGAUUUUAUGAAAAGACAUAAUAUUCCUACUGCCAAAUAUGAGAAUUUUUCUGAUUAUGAAAAAGCCAAAGAUUAUCUAGAGUCAGUUACUUAUAAUGUAGUUAUAAAG